ACGUGAAAUUUGUUACUACCGGUGCCUGUGCUCGUGGUGGUUACCGGCUGGGCGUGUACGGUAUAUAGAUACGGGACCAUUGUGCUCCAACCCGCUUAGAUACGCGGAUCUCUAGCUUAGACACGCGGGACAGAAGCCUCAGCAUGGCCGACAACUCCUCCGACAUCAUCGCCUACCCGUUCGAGUACCAGCUGCCGUUCGAGAAGGAUUUCAACGAGAAUGCGGCUCUGCAGUGGAUGGGAGAGAACUGGACAGCCGCCUUCACCUACGCCAUCUUGUACGUGGUGCUGGUGUUCGGCGGCAGAUAUUUCAUGCAGAACCGGGAGAAGUUCGACCUCAGGCUGCCCCUGACGCUCUGGAGCGGAGGUCUGGCCGUCUUCUCGACUCUGGGCGCGCUGAGAAGCGCGUAUGAUUUGUGGUUCAUACUGAAGGUGCGCGGCUUCCAAUUCUCCGUGUGCGACUCCCGCUUCUACCGCGAGCCCGUGCUGGACUUCUGGGCGUUCUACUUCACGUACAGCAAGCUCCCGGAGUUGGGCGACACCGCGUUCAUCGUUCUCCGCAAGCAAAAGCUGAUCUUCCUGCACUGGUACCACCACAUCACCGUGCUGCUCUACGCCUGGUACAGCUACAAGGACACGCUGGCGGCCGGGCGAUGGUUCUAUUGCAUGAACUUCACGGUCCACGCGCUGAUGUACACGUACUACGCCAUCCGCGCGGCCGGCUACAGGGUCCCGCGCUCGUACGCCAUGGUGAUCACGAUCGCGCAGACUGCGCAGAUGUUCAUGGGCUGCAUCGUGAACUACACCACCUACGCGGCGCUCGGGAAGGGCGACCCCUGCGACUCCACCUACGACAACAUCGUCUGGUCCAGCAUCAUGUACUUCUCCUACUUCCUGCUCUUCGCACAGUUCUUCUACGACGCGUACAUGCGCAAACCCGAGAAGCCUCCCGUCCCCUCCUCGCACAAGAACGGAGUCAAACACCACGGAGCGAAGCAGAAUGGCAUCCACAAGAUACAGGAGAACGGCGUGUGGAAAGAAAACGGAAUCAAACGGGAUUAAUUAAUUAAUCAAUUAAGCUUUUAGGUGUCAUGUACAAACUUUGCAAUCAUCUCAUUCUACUCAUUAACGCGAGGUUGAGUUCAUCGUCUGUGUCAAUUAGGUAAUUAAUUUAUUGAAUUAGUUGUGUCAAAAAAGUCUAACUCAGAUUCAGAAUUAUCGUGUAGAAAAUGUGGCUGAUCAAGGGUACAGUAGUACUUGCCUGUUGAGACCACUGAUGGCAAUAUAAAGCAGCUACUAUGAAUAAGAGAAACCCCUUAAACAACCUCCCUUCAUUCACCCUGACAGGGAGAGAAACCUCAGUCAUGUGAAUGAAACUCUCCUUCCAUCCGCCUCAUCACACAAACUUCCUCCCAUCUCAUACCCCCUGGACCCCCUAUACGCCCCUCCCCAUCCCCCCUAAACCCCCUACAUCCUCUCCGCAUACCCCCCCAGAACCCCUACACCCCCACCUCCCAGAGAACACGCCUGGCUUUUCCUGACAUUCCAGUCAGUCCUGGAUAUGAUUCCCUACCUACCAACUUCUGUUCAACACAAACAUGUUUUGUUUGGCAAUAUCUUUUGUUUGAUUUAUUGAAUGUGCAGCCAUUCUGAUUGAAGAAAAAGCCACUUGUCCCAUGUUUGUGUAAGCCCUGCCUACGUGUUAGCCGUGAGUGGGGCACCCUGAUUUAGAGAGAUAGAAUAAAUUAUAACCAAAUUAUACAGCCACUUCCUAACCCUCUUGAAGAUAUAUGUGUAACAUCAGACAUGUAGACAUCAGCUUAUGUAACGUUCCAUGGUGCAAAUUCCAGCCCAUUCCCUCCCCUCCCAGAGUAACUGUAGACAGCCUAUUUUAGACCCUUGAUACAUCUGUCAGUUAUUAGGCAUUCUGAAGUAAAAUUCCAGAAAUAAGACCAGAUCAAAACAAAGGUACUGGGAGGAAAAGUAAACCAGUCUACAUGGUGACUCCCAGAGAUUUUGUACCAUUCAGGCUCAGACUUUUCCCUGAUACUCUGUUUUCAUGUGGAUUUUCCAGUUCUGACCUGUUUCUUUAACUCUGAGGCCUAAAACUCUAUGUUGUUGUGGUUUACCUGUGAAAACUUGUACUUUGGUCGGCCUUAUAUAAGGUGACAGAGUCCGAAGGUCGGACCUGUUCAAUACAGGUGCGGCUCUGACGUUUCAAGUGACAUGUAGCUAGGCACGAAGUCACGAAACAAAGUCCGCGGGGACGUCACUAACGGGGUAUAGACAGAUUGAUUGACAUCAUUGUCACCUGUCAAUCAUAAUUUAGUGAAACCUGAUUGGACAGAGUUUUCUAUGAUUGGGGGCUGAGUGGGGGCCUGGAAAUUGUUGCCAUGGUAACAAAAAUAACACGAGAUAGAAGGGGGCAAAAGACUCCAGAUAGUGCUGUAUGCAUGAAUAUAAGACUGAAAUCAACACUGUACAUCAAUAAGUAUUGUAAAUUCGUACUGUAGACUUGAAAAUUGUUGCAGAGAUCUAUCUGCAUGACGCAAAGGUGUGCCGUGUAUAUAAAUAUUGUGGCACCUUUUUUAACUAUAAUAUUUGGGAAUAUUGCAGGAUGUACCUGUAACACAUGCAACUGAUUCUAUAGGUGCUCUUUACAUGCUGCGGUCAUGUUUGCACAGAUACUGCAUAUUGUAGUGUACUUGUCUGUACUGUACAGAUGUAACACUGGUCACACAGGACACAUCAGGAAUCUGUAACAAAAGUUUCUCUGUAACCUCGCAUGGCACACAGCUCGCUGUACUGUUUACUGCACUGAUGUAUAACAGCACAGCAGCUGUAUUUAACUUAAGCUAGUAACUUCUAGUUGCAUGUGGGUAAUUCAAAGUAUUGUCAUGCACAGAAAACUCGUGAAUUUGUGUCUCUGAGAGAUUAUGUGAGAAACUCCAGAGUGACCAGUGUUAGAUGAGGCCACACCAUCUUAUUCACCCGGUUCUCACUCCUUCAGAACCUAAAUUUUAGCAAGAAAUCGAGACGAAAACAGCUAAGGAGAAACAAGCACCUGACAGGAUUUACCCAUCAGACUUAACGAUCUUGACCUGAAGUAAAAGGUCAAGGUCAAAGGAAAACUAGCAUCGGACUCAUUGACAGUAUGCAAUCAACCACAGUUUUCAUGUUGACCAUCCGGAUCAGCACUAUUUAUAACUAAGGACAUUGUUUUAAGCAACCAGUUAAGAUGGUGUGACCUAAGGUUACAUGUGUUAGUACACGUGCACGUCCCAGACUGACCUCUGGGUCAAACAGAUAGGUCGGGGAAAGUCCAACCUGUAAAAUGUGCUACAGCAGCAAAAAUCGAUGACCAGGGCAAAGGUUGGGGGGUGGUGUGUACUACUGACCACUAAUGAUGUAGCAGCCAUGUUGGGGAGGGGGGCACAUGUCUCUUGUUCAAGGUCGACUCUUACAAACCUGUACCAAUGACUGCUGAGGUAUGGAACAGCAGAGGUGUCAGGAACGUGUAGAGGGGGAGGCCAUGUUGGGGAGGGGGGGCACAUGUCUCUUGUUCAAGGUCGACUCUUACAAACCUGUACCAAUGACUGCUGGGGUAUGGAACAGCAGAGGUGCCAGGAACGUGUAGAGGGGAGGCCAUGUUGGGAGGGGGGCACAUGUUUCCUGUUCAAGGUCGGAACAAACCUGUACCAAUGACUGCUGGGGUAUGGAACAGCAGAGGUGCCAGGAACGUGUAGAGGGGAGGCCAUGUUGGGAGGGGGGCACAUGUUUCCUGUUCAAGGUCGGAACAAACCUGUACCAAUGACUGCUGGCAUGUCAAACAGCAGAGGUGCCAGGAACGUGAGUGGAGGGGGAGGGGGGCUCAGGUCAGGGACGGUAGAAGAGGCAGAAUUAGUCCCUCGUCUAGAAAUAGUCACUACAUCCUGGCUUGUAUAUAACUUAAUGGCAUCUUGAAGACCACUGAUCUAAGAUGGGUGCUCUCUACUUCUCUACAAAGUCAUUUGCACUUUGACCUUAUGAUGUCAGGUGCAAUGCAUGAUGGGAUGUUUGUGUUUGAGAUUAUUUCAUUCCAAAGAUGAUUAUUUUUUGUAAUUUUUGUUAAAAUAUUUGUUUUGGUAUGUUUCAUUUUUAUACAUCGGAUGAAAUUAUGUGUUUGUUGAUCUUGUACAAUCAUCUUAGAUGGAUGGACAGAUAACGUUAGUAUUUGUGUUUGUGUCAGUUGGUGUUUGUUUGUUUGUUUUGUUUUUCUCAUUCCAUCAAGAGGGUAAAAGACGGAUUGAAAAAGAAGAAAUCAUUGCCUCAAUUGUACAAAAAUUGCAAUUUGAAAAAGCCACACAAACCAAUAAUUGUGCAGUGGAGAAUAGUAAUUCGUUAUAAGUCAUGAAGUGUCGUUUUUAAACUAGUGCGAGUAGUGUAGUGAUAAUAGAUAACAUGAAAAGAUUUGUAUUUAGUUCUACAAUUAGUGCAUGAAGGAAUGUAACUUCCAAACUGUACUUAUCAUCUGUAGAAAUGUUUUGAGUUUAUGGAACUUUUGCCUGGUCCUAGAAAACACUGCAGUCGAACCAUAGCAUUGGUUUGUAACAAAACCUAUCUGUAAUGUUACCAGUCGAGCAGAAAUUCUGCCGAGCUUCUCAUAUGUUGGAAGUUAAAUCUAGAUGUUCCUUGGAAGUCUGGGUCAUCCUUGGAAGAUUAUAGGGAAGGAAACGCCUUAGAAGUUAGAUCCUUGACUCGAGAAAAGACCAGGCAAAUCUUCUGUGGAUUCAAACAGGAAAUCAGUAGCUUUGUAAGAAACUAACUAACAUGUGUCUCUCGACUGAUGAAGAAUUCUAUGUAAAGGAAGACAUCUCUGAAUGUUUGUACAUAGAUGUACGGAAUGAUACCAGUGGUAGCUGACCUGUUGUAGUCCAGAUAUAGAAAGAUUGUUUAGCUGUGUGCAACAACCUUACUACAAACACUGGCACUGGUGACUGGGGAACUGAGAAACACAAGAAAUUCAGGGCCUGCCACAAAUAUCUCUGCAUACUAUACAAGUACUGCUGUAUUCGGAGGAGUAGACUAUUGAAAUGUAAUAUGAUGCUGUGUUAAGGUGACAUUUAGGGCUUAUUAGAUGCUGCCCAUCAAAUUUGAUAAGUUACCUUGAAAGUUUGUUAAAGUGGCCACUGUAAAAUUCAGGAAAAUCAGAACAAAAAAGACUGAUUGUGCAAUCUGUAAACUUGGAAAUCACUCCAGCUGUGUAACCUAGGAAACCACUCCAGCUGUGUAACCUAGGAAACCACUACAGCAGUGUAACCUAGGAAACCACUCCGGUUGUGUAACCUAGGAAACCACUACAGCUGUGUAACCUAGGAAACCACUACAGCUGUGUAACCUAGGAAACCACUACAGCUGUGUAACCUAGGAAACCACUACAGCUGUGUAACCUAGGAAACCACUCCAGCUGUGUAACCUUGGUAACCACUCCAGCUGUGUAACCUAGGAAACCACUCCAGCUCUGUAACCUAGGAAACCACUACAGCUGUGUAACCUAGGAAACCACUGUAGCUGUGUAACCUAGGAAACCACUGUAGCUGUGUAACCUAGGAAACCACUGUAGCUGUGUAACCUAGGAAACCACUGUAGCUGUGUAACCUAGGAAACCACUGUAGCUGUGUAACCUAGGAAACCACUGUAGCUGUGUAACCUAGGAAACCACUGUAGCUGUUUAACCAAGGAAACCGCUCCAACUCUGUAACCUAGGAAACCACUGUAGCUGUGUAACCUAGGAAACCACUGUAGCUGUGUAACCUAGGAAACCACUGUAGCUGUGUAACCUAGGAAACCACUGUAGCUGUUUAACCAAGGAAACCGCUCCAACUCUGUAACCUAGGAAACCACUCCAGCUGUGUAACCUAGGAAACCACUACAGCAGUGUAACCUAGGAAACCACUACAGCUGUGUAACCUAGGAAACCAGUGUAGCUGUGUAACCAAGGAAACCACUGUAGCUGUGUAACCAAGGAAACCACUGUAGCAGUGUUACCUAGGAAACCACUUCAGCUGCCUUAUCUAGGCCACUCCACCUGUAUUCUAUUAUUGUUAUACUGGCUUUUCCCUCAGGAAACCCGCAGCCAUGACUAGCAGGUGUCUGUGUAGUGUAAAUUAUGCAUGUUGUGAGGCUCAUGUAACAAACACUGGAAUAAAUGACAGUGUGUCUGUCCUA
This is a messenger RNA of Branchiostoma floridae (Florida lancelet), 6206 nucleotides long. Its product is annotated as elongation of very long chain fatty acids protein 6-like. The record is from RefSeq and is a predicted model, not a curated record. Gene Ontology annotation, biological process: fatty acid elongation, polyunsaturated fatty acid; fatty acid elongation, saturated fatty acid; sphingolipid biosynthetic process. Gene Ontology annotation, cellular component: endoplasmic reticulum membrane. The transcript has 2 exons. Gene Ontology annotation, molecular function: fatty acid elongase activity. Bases 144 to 1061 code for a protein of 305 amino acids. NCBI's taxonomy places the organism in Eukaryota, Metazoa, Chordata, Leptocardii, Amphioxiformes, Branchiostomatidae.